Messenger RNA from Colletotrichum fioriniae, 627 nucleotides. RefSeq lists its product as uncharacterized. NCBI's taxonomy places the organism in Eukaryota, Fungi, Ascomycota, Sordariomycetes, Glomerellales, Glomerellaceae. The record is from RefSeq and is a predicted model, not a curated record.
AUGCCGGAACCAUGGGAAGAUCAAAUCGCGCAUUUCCAAGGGAUACCGUGGUGCGCCAAAGUCCUCUCGGAACCAGGCGUCAUCGUCAGACCCCUCGUCAGCCGCGAAUUCGACCCCGACAACCGCAUCUUUGAAUUCUGGGGCUCGACGCUCUUCAGCGCGGCCACGGUGCCAUUCUUCAUCGGCUGUUUUCACAUGCCUUCACCACCAUCGCAUGCCGACGAACAAUCCCCGGACAACCGGCCCCUCGACGAACUGUACAUGACCAAAGUCCGCUGCUUCCUGACUCUCGGCCACGGGCUGAGUACGCUGAAGAAGGAGUGGUGCCACGGCGGUGCCGUCGCGGCCAUAUUCGACGAAUGCAUGGGCGCCAUCGGGUUCAUCAAUAAGCUGCUGGGGUUCAUGCCCAUGUUGCCGCAGGUUACGCAGAACUUGAACAUCACGUACAUACAGCCGGUGCCGACCAUGUCGACGGUGGCCUGCACGGCGGCCUUGAAGCGGAUGGACGGGCCCAGGAAGUUCUCUGUCGAGGCGGAGAUCACUGAUGAGCAUGGGACGGUUCUCGCUAAAGCGGAAGCGUACUUUGUUGGGAUGGAGAAGCGCAAGAAGAGGCAAGAGAAGCUUUGA